AUGGACAUGAGCCUCGAGCACUCGAGCUCUCCCUCCUCCUCAUCCACUACCGAGCGCGCCGGGACGGCGUGGCCGUGGCCGCCGAAGCGCCCCGCGGGCCGCACCAAGUUCCGGGAGACGCGGCACCCCGUGUUCCGCGGCGUGCGCCGCCGUGGCAGCGCCGGCCGGUGGGUCUGCGAGGUGCGCGUGCCCGGGGAGCGCGGCACGCGCCUCUGGCUUGGGACGUACAUCACGGCCGAGGCGGCCGCGCGAGCGCACGACGCCGCCAUGCUCAUGCUCCGGGGCCGCUCCGCCGCGUGCCUCAACUUCCGGGACUCCGCGUGGCUGCUCGCGGUGCCGCCCGCAUUCACCAACCUCUCUGACGUCCGGCGCGCGGCCGUCCAGGCCGUCGCGGACUUCCUGCGCCGUCCGGAGGCCAACAGUGCCGCUGCCGCGGUGCAGGAGGUCACCUCCAGCGUGUCCGCCCCGUCGUCGGCGGUGUGCAGUGUGCCCUCGUCAGAGACGGCGCAGGCUUCCCCUGAUGCCGCUUUUGAGGCGCCGGCCGCACUGGACAUGGACGUGUUUGACCUCGACUGCUUGUUUGGGGAAACGGACUCCGACGCGUACUACUACGCGAACCUUGCGCAGGGCCUGCUCAUGGAGCCACCGCCGACUGUGGCCACCGGGUCGUACUGGGACAAUGGAGACUGCGCCGACGGCGGAGCCGGAGCUGAUGUCGCGCUCUGGAGUUACUAG
Messenger RNA from Triticum turgidum subsp. durum (durum wheat), 735 nucleotides. NCBI's taxonomy places the organism in Eukaryota, Viridiplantae, Streptophyta, Magnoliopsida, Poales, Poaceae. The record is from the annotation of a GenBank genome assembly.